This is a messenger RNA of Moneuplotes crassus, 2240 nucleotides long. Lineage: Eukaryota; Ciliophora; Spirotrichea; Euplotida; Euplotidae. The record is from the annotation of a GenBank genome assembly.
UUUGGAAAUGUCAACAAGGAAUUUGGAAGGAGCCCUUCCUCCAAUAAAGAAUUUGAAAGGAGGAUCGAAGUAUUCUGAUGGUGUUUAUAUCACACAAUUACUUGAUAAAGCAGAUAGAUCGAUGUCUUUGAGUUAUAGGAAGAGAAUGGAUGAUGCGAUCUUUGGGGAGGUUUCGAAGAUUCCUGUUUUUAAUGACUUUAAAAAGGAUAUCGAGGAUUUGGAAAAAUCAGAUGAGUUUAGAAUGAAUUACAUUAAAAGUAGAAGCUUUGCAUUACUUCCAAAAGACUCUAAGACUUCAGUAAAGCCUGUCAAACCACCGUCAAUUCUCUUUAAGAUUUAUUCAAAGCUACUCAAUUCUGAAAAUGCGGCAAAGACAAUAUCUGCUAUCAAGAUUAUGCUGAAACUUUACUUUAAGAAGAACGGUAUUUCGCCACCAACAAAUGUUGAAGAACAACCUGGUGAGAUUGACCCGAUAAGUGAAGAAGAACUUGCCCUUCAGACUCUGAUUGAUGGUCACCUUCAUUUACUCAAGACAGUCAGGAACAAAAUUGAGCUACUACUAAACGGCACUGACCUUGAGCCUAUGAACAAGCAUAGAAAGCAUUGGAAUCAGGGCUAUAUUAGUGCUCGGACACCUAAUGAAGCCUCAGAUGUAGCAAAUACUAAAGACCUUAAAUCUAGAUUCAAGCUCGCCAUUGGCGAGCUUAAUCACUGGGUCAAAGAUGUCAUCGAACAAGUCAUUAUCAAGAAGAGAGCUUGCGAAAUGCAAAUGAUUGAUACCCAAACUGAGCUAAAGAAACUGACAGCCACUCAUCAAAAGCUCUGCACUCAAUUUGAGAAGCUUAAAAUCGAAAAAGCAAAGAAAAUCACUGAGCUUGAAGGAACCAAACAGGAGCUAUCUGCUAUCAAUGCAAAGCUGAAUAAUAAAUUCAAAGAGCCUAAUAAGGUAGAGACUAGUGUGCAGACAUUGGUCAAUUGCAAGAAUGUACCGUUCACGAUUGUCGCUGAAAAGAUUCUUGAAGCUAAAAUCUCUAGUAAAUUAAAACCUAUAAUGUCAAUAAUCCACAAACUUGAGGAGGGCAAGAUUGACGACAUCCCGCUACCAAAGGAUAAGGUUGCUGACUUUAUGCAUUCUGCAUAUAUCAAGAAGGCUGAGAGCAUAACGACUCAUAACAACUCCAUGCUAAACUUUGAAGAUAUCUUGUACAGUAUUUUCGAGCAAAGAUUCCUAUUCAAGAAGAAAAUAAGGAUCAAGUGUCAACAAUUCUUGAUCGGGCUUCGUGAGUACUCACUUACAGAUGAACGUAUGGAUGAUUUUAAGAAGUUCAUAGGGUUUGAGAACUCUAAUAAGUACCCACCAGAGAUUCUAGAGCUGUAUAUUAAGACGAUGAAGUCCACAGAGGAGAGUUUUUCUGUGAUCCUAUCAGAAGAAGCUGAAAACAUCAGCUUGGCUAUUGAGAAGGCUUAUAAAAACAUCCUUGUUGUGUUUAGCAACGCCUCUGAUCUGAUGAAGCAAGAGAUAUUGAUAUCAAUGAUCUAUGAGUCCAAUUUUUACUGUGACGGAAAGCUUCAACAUGCUAAAAAGGAGUACCAGAGAAUUCGGAAAUUCAUACUAAGCAAAGUCAGGAAUGAAGAAGAAAAAACUGAAUUCACUAGUAAUGUAGAGGUCUUGUUACCUGAGAUUAUUAAGGAAGAUCUAGCAGAAGGAACCCUACAAAAUUAUGUUUAUAAGGACUCAAAGAGUUUCAUGAGGUUCACCCAUGAGAUGAGAAUUCCAAUUAAGAAAAUUCUGUCAAUAGGGCUAAGGACAGCGAUUAGAUUUUAUGAAACUGCAAAAGCAUUCUACUCUAAGUUGUUCAAUACUGCUGAUGCUAACAAUGAUGGAUAUAUUGAUUACUAUGAGUUUACAAAUCUCAUUAAAAGCAUUGAUCCUGAGAGACCAAGAUGGAAAAUUAUUGCUAUCUUUGAAAUGACCGCUGGAGGCUCAGAUGGCACAAAUGUCCUGACUGAAGAUGUAAAAAUUAAUUUCAACCAGUUCCUAGAAUGCGCUCUUUCUCAUUCAUUAAUGAACAAUCUUAUGGGAGGUCAAAAUGCAGGUAGAAAGAAGAAUAACUGAGAUGAAAUUCUUUCUGAAAUUGAUCAAAUAAUGACUGAAAAGAAGCCGAUUCACAACUCAGACUUACUCAAUGAUCUUGAGGGAGUAUAAAAGCUGCUGGCAUGAUUUCAUUAUAAAAAUUCAA